Messenger RNA from Trichomonas vaginalis G3, 12138 nucleotides. RefSeq names its product axoneme assembly. The record is from RefSeq and is a predicted model, not a curated record. Gene Ontology annotation, molecular function: protein binding. Bases 1 to 12138 code for a protein of 4045 amino acids. Lineage: Eukaryota; Parabasalia; Trichomonadida; Trichomonadidae. The transcript has a single exon.
AUGUCAAUGGACGAGCGAAUUCCAUCCCCUAGAUUGACAUUUGACGAUGAUUUUGUAGGACAAAUAUCAAAAGAAACCAAUAGAGAUGAAGUAACAUCGAUUAUUUUUGAAUUUUCACCAUCGAAAGGCUGUAUAUCGAAAAUCUCACCAAUAAAAUUAUACCAAAAUAUCAAAAAUUUGUCUUUAAUUGGACAUUAUAUUAGCGAUUUAACAAAUUUACAAGGAAUUGUAUCUCUUGAAAACUUAAAUUUAUCAUAUAACAAGAUCAAAGAUAUUACUCCCCUUACAAAAUUACCAAAAUUACGCUCUUUAUCAUUAAAUCACAACGAAAUAUCGUCAUUACCACGCUCCAUUAAGAAUAAUCAGAAUUUAUAUCAAUUAAGAAUUUGUUAUAACCCGAUAAAUUCAAGAAAUGAAUUAACAAAGUUACAUCCAUUAACUAGUUUAUCGGCAUUAGAUAUUGAAGGUACUCCAAUUUCGCAAGAUAAAUCAACAAAUCAAUACGUUAUCUUCUUAAUGCCACAAAUUAAUAUAUUAAACCGUGAAAAUAUUACAUUCGAAGAAAGAAUGAAAGCCAUGGAACGAUUUGGACGCCAAGAAGCAGAAGAAUUAACGCAAGAAAACGAUAAUCUUCGCGAAAACAUUGAAAACCUAAACAAAGAGAUAGAAUCGUUACAAAAUAAGAUCAAGGAAAAUCAAAAUACACCUCAAACUCAACAGCAGUACGAAGAGAUGAAGAAAAAAUACGAAAAUUUGAAAAUAGAAAAUAAUUCUCAAAAAAUUUUGAUCGAUCAAAGGACAGAUGAGUUAACUAAAGCUAGACAAGAAAUUGGGAAGCUCCAACAAGAACUAAUGGGAGAUGACUUGCCAAACGACAAAGCAUUCAAAGAUAUUUACAAAGAAAGUCAAGAAAAAAUCGUGAAUUUACAAACAGAAAACAAUCAACUGAAAAAGGAUCUUGAAAAUGCAAAAACAGAACAAGAAAACUUAAAUCAGAAACUUAACAAUCUAAACAAUAAUCUUAAUGAUAAUUCUUUAUUGAACAAAUCUUUAAAUGAUCAAAUAAAUCAACUAAAAGUUGAACUACAAAAAAUGCAAAAUACAAUUUAUAAAAAAGACGGAGAUCUACAAGAAAAAGAUGAUGAAAUAGAACAACUCAAACAAACACUUAAUGCACAGAAAACAUUUAGUAAUGAAUUGGAAGAAACAAAUAAAAAACUAAAAGAAAUGUUGAAUCAAAAUUCGAAAAGUGAUUUGACAAAUUCUUCAUUUUUAAGUUCAUUUAAUCUAACAAAACAAAGAUUAAAUGAUACAAAACAAGAGAACGAACAACUCCAAAACCAAUUAAUGCAAUUGCAACAACAGUUAUUGAUACUAAAACAAGAAAAUGAAAAUCUCAAAGAAAAACAAAAUUCUUAUUCUGAUUCAUUGAAUAAUUCAAGUAACAUGAGUGCUUUGGAUAUAAGUGGAAGUGAUUUUGUACAAAUAGAUCAAGCAAUCAUUGAUCAAUACGAGCAAAGAAUCAAAUCAUUGACUGAUAACAUUUCAGAAUUAAGAGAAAAAAUUUCUCAAAAAGAAAAUUCAGAAAAAUCAAAUGAUUCGCAAAGAAGUUUAGAACUAAUACAACUUAAAAAAAGUCUCGAUAAAGCAAAGAAAGAAAACUAUUCCAUUAAAGAAGAGAAUUUCAAAUUAAAUCAGUUGCUAAACAAUUACAAACGAAAAAUUGACAAUUUAAAUCAACUUCUUAAUGAUUUAAAUCCAAAAGAAAUCAAGUUAUUGUUAAGUUCAUUAAAGAAAGAUUUCUUAUUAAAGAGAGAUGAUUUCAUAAAAUACAUUAGAAAAGCUAAAAAUGAAGUAAGAAAUGCUUUGUCAGAAAAUUCGGAUUUAAUUGAAAAUCUUCAAAAUGAAUUACUAAAUAUGAAGGAGAAAUUGCAAAAUUCCAAAGCAGAAAACAAACAAAUUUUAUCUUUGCAGCCAAAAAUUAAUGAUUUGAAUAAGAUAAUGACACAAAUUCAGAAAGAAAAUGAAAGAUUGCAGAAAACAAAUAAAGAGAAAAACAAUGAAAUUGAGAAACUUAAAGAUGAAAAUGAGAAUUUAGUUUCGAAUAAUAAGAAACUUCAAACAGAAAAUAAGGAACUUAAAGAAAAUUUAGAGAAAGAAACAUCUCAAAAUUCUGAUUUAUUGAAUGAAAAUUCUGAUUUGAAUGAUAAACUUAAUGAACUUAGAAAUCAAAUCAAAACAUUGAAUGAUGAUAAGACAAAACAGAAUCAAUUACUUCAAAAGAAUCUUUCAAAUCAACUUAAAGAUCUUUUGGAUGAAAAUAAUUCACUUAAAGAUCAAUUAGCUCAACUACAAUCAUCUAAUAACCAACUUCAAAAAGAUAUUAAAGAUUUAACUCGUCAAAAUGAAUCUAAAACAAAAGAACUGCAAUCUAAAAUCAAUGAAAAAGAAAAUGAAAAUCAAAACUUGACAGAAAAAUUGAAUAGUUUACAAAGUCAAAUCCAAAUUUUGCAAAAUGGAAAUGAAGAUUUACAAAAUGACAUAGAAAGCAUCACAAAUGCAUUGAAUCAAUCCCAAAAUGAGAACAAAGAACUAAAAGAAGAAAAUCAAAAAAUCGAAAAAUCAAAUCAAAUAUUACAAUAUGAAAACAAAGAAGUUAAAGAACAAAAAGAGAAGCUUCAAAACCAAAUUGAUGAUUUAAAGAAUCAAAACUCGAAUUUACAGAACAAAGUUGAUGAAUUAAAUGAAGAAAUAUCUUCAAUCAAUGAAGAAAAAUCCAAUCAAGAAAAAGAAUAUCAAGAAAUGUUGAAAGAUUUAGAAACUAAAUUGAAGAAUUUAGAAGCAGAAAGAUUAGAAUCAAACAAAGAAAUCACAGAGAUAUUAGAGCUUGAUACAACAUUUGAUGAUUCUACAAUAAGUGAUCAUCUUAGAAAACAAUGUGAACAGUUGAAAUCUUUGAUUGAACAAAACAAAAAUCAAAAUGAAGAAAUUCAAAAUCUCAAGUCGCAAAAUGAAGAUUUAACAGUUAAAAAUGAGGAAAUGAAGAAAGAACUGAUGAAUAACCAAACAACAAUUUGUGAUUUGAUUAAAACAUCAGAAGAUAAAGAUAAAGAAAUUGAUGAUCUCAAACAAAAGAUUGAAAAACUUAAAUCUGAAAUUGAUAAUUCGAAGAAACAAUUGGAUACAACAUUAACAGAAUUCAAAGUCAGUAAUUUUGAUGAAUUACAAAGCCAAAUUUCGAGAAAUAAUGAUGACAAGAAGAAACUCGAACAAAAAGUGCAAAAUCUUCAAAAAGAAAAUGAAGAAAUGAAAAUUAAACUGGAGAAUAAAGAAAAUGAAAGAAAAUCUUUAUCUUCAUUAGAAUCAGAGAAUAUUCUCUUGAAACAGAAGCUUCAAAAUAAUGACAAACUACAUCAAAUACAGAUUGGUGAAUUACAAAAAGAAAUUGAUGUUUUGAACCAAACAAAGUCAAAGUUGUCAAAAGAAGUUGAUGAUAUUACUAAUGAAAACAUCACAUUAAAGAAUCAAAUUAACACAACAUUUUCGAUGUCAAUUGAUGAAAACAAUGAACUUAAGAAGAAAUUGAAUCAAUUGAUUAAAGAAAACAACAGUUACCAGUUACAAUUAAAUCAAUCUGUUCCAAAGGAAGACUUCAUUGAUCUUCAAAAUAAAAUCAGUGACUUAGAAAAUGAAUUACAAAAUUCUGUUUCUCUAAAAGAUUACAAUGAAAGUCAAGCCUAUUUAGAGAAAACAAUGUCAACAGUUGAUAACUUAAAGAGUUCUGUAAAAGUUGCACAAAAAGAACUUCAAAACAUGAAACAAACAAUGAAUAAUCAAAACACAAAGAUGACAAGCUUGCAAAAUACUUUACAAGACAAAGAUAGUGAAAUAUCUGAUUUGAAAGAAAAGAAUUCUCAACUAGAACUAAAGAUUGAAGAUUUGGAAGGAGAAAAGUCCAAAGAUAACGAAAAAAUGAAGAAUAAAGAUUUGCAAAUUAAGUUGAUGGAAAGUACAAUAGAGAAUAUGAAAUCACAACUCAAUGAAUCGCAAUCAUUAAACAAUGAAUAUGCACUGUUACAAUCAACAUUACAAUCCAAAGAAAAUCAAUUUUCUAAGUUACAAAAUGAAAAUGUAAUGUUGCAAACAAUGAAUCAAAAUUUGACAAAUGAAAAUGCUUCUAUGAAAGAGAAUCAUAACAGAGAAAUUCAGAAGUUACAAAAUGAUCUUCAGAAUAAAGAAUUCCAAGAAAAAAUGAUUAAUUCAGAGUUGCAAAAGUUGAAAGAAAGUUUGACACAAAAAGAUUUACAAAUUUCGAAUUUGUCAAGAUAUUCAAAUGAAAACGAACUAAAGAACAAAAACAUUCAGAUUGAAUAUCUCACGAACGAAAACAAGAAACUCAAAGAAACAAAUCUUGAUUUAGAAUCUCAAAUAAGAAAGAAAGAUAAUGAAAUCAAUGAUAUUAACUCUAAUUUAAAGAGAAAAGAAAAUCAAUUACAAGAAACAGAAAACACAAAUAGAAACCUUCAAAAUGAUAUCAAGAGGAAACAAAAUGAAAACAAUGAUUUGGAAAAUGAAAUCAACAAAUUGAAAGAUUUGUUAUCUAAAUCACAACAUGACAAUGACUUAGUUAACAAUGAUUUAAAGAGAAAAGAUCUUCAAAACAGAGAUUUGGAAAACAAAUUGAAGAACUUGAAAGACAAAUCGUCCGAGUUACAAUUAUCAUUAUCUAGAAUGGAAAGUGAUAAUAAGAGAAAAGAUAAUCAAAUAAUAGAAUUAGAGAAUGAUUUGAAGAAAUCAAAGGAGAUAAAUAACUCAUUGUCUAAUGAUUUGAAGAGGAAAGAAAAUCAAAUUUCUGAGUUGCAAAAUCAACAAAAUACUGAUUUGAUUAAGAAACAAAAUGAAAACAAUGAUUUAAUGAACGAAAAUAAGAGUUUGAAAGAGUUGAUUGCAAAGAAGGAAUCCGAAAAUGAUUCAAUAAACAGUGAAUUAAAGAGAAGAACAUUGCAGAUCAAUGAUUUGGAAAAAGAAAUCAAAGAUUUGGCUUCAAAGAGAGUUGACGAAAAUAAUGAUUUAUCGAAUCAAAUCAAGAACAUGAAAGACUUAAUAUCAAAGAAAGAAACAGAAAAUAACUCAAUAAACAAUGAACUAAGAAGAGUUAAUUCUCAGAAUAAUGAUUUGAAAGAGUUGCUUGCUAAGAAAGAAUCAGAGAUCAAUGCAAUCAAUAACGAGUUAAAGAGGAUAUCUUCAGAGAAUAAUGACUUGAAAGAUAUUAACUCUAAAUCAGAGAAUAAUUAUCAAGAUCAAUUGAAAAACUUAAAGAAUCAAUUGACACAACUUAAAAACGAAAAUCAAAAAUUGAUGAAAUCAUCUACUGAAGAGAAAAAUAAACUAAAAGAUUUGAUCAAUGAAAAAAAUAUCCAGAUACAAAGUUUGCAAUCAAAGAAUGAAGAUUUGGUAAACAAUCAAUCCAAGAUAAAUAAUAAACUAGAAUCAAUUCAGAAAGACUUAGAUGAAAAAGAGAAUCAAAAUUCAGUUUUAAUUUCAGAAAAUGAAAAAUUGCAGAAUGAGUUAAUGAGUUCAAAGACUGAAAUACAAACAUUGGAUCAAAAAGAAACUGAAUUCAAUGAUAAACUAAGAGAAAUGGAAAGAAAUAACAGAUCAUUGAGUUCUCAAAUCAACGAUCUUAAAGAGAAACUCAAUAAUUUAACAGAAACAAAUGAAAAGAUCUCUGAUGAGAACACAAAGCUUAAACAACAAAUGAAGAUCGAAUCAGCAAAUAAUCAAAAACAACUUAAGCAGUUAGAAACAGAAAAAUUGAACAGAUUACAAGAAGAAAACAAUAAGUUAAAGUCUCAAAUCUCAAAGAAGGAUAGUGAUUUGCAGAAACUCAAACAAGAAUCAGAACAAACUAUCAAUGAUCUGAAAGAAAGCUUAUUAAACAAAGAAGAAAGUUUGUCAAUCUUGGAGAAAUCAGCUGAUUUCAUUACAAAACAAAUUGAUGGAAAGAGUAAAUCAAUCAAUGAAAAUUCACAAAUCAUUGAACAAAUGCAAGAAAAGAUUAUCCAGAAAGAUAAUGCUACAACAGAUUUACAGAAUAAAAUCAAACAACUUGAAAGUCAAUUGCAACAAAAUGAAAAAGAUAAUGAUAAAGUCAAACAACUUCAAACAGAACUAAAAGAACAUCAGCUGAAAAUCAAGAAUCUUGAAGAAAAAAUUGUUAAAUUGAACAAUGAAAACAACUCAUUACAAAAAUUGAUUAAUUCCAAAGAUGACGAAAAAGUCAAACAGCUUCAAAACAAUAUCAAUGAAAAUGAAGCUAAAACGAAGACAUUCGAAGAUCAAAUCCAAAAACUGACAAGUGAAAACAAUUCUUUACGAAAGAAUAUCAAUGAAAAUGAUUCUAAAGUAAAGAGUUAUCAAGAAGAAAUUCAAAAUCUGACAAAUGAAAAGAAUGAUUUGAUUAAAUCUUCUGAAACCAAAAUCAAAGAGCUGACAGAAUCAUCAAAGAACCAAAUAUCCGAGUUAAAUCAAAGGUUGCAAGAUGUCACAAGAAAAUCUGAUUUAGAUUUACAGAAGAAAGAAAUGGAAAUACAAAUUGCAAAUAAAAACAUUUCAGACUUACAUCAACAACUGUUAGAAUCAAACCAAAAGUUAAAUGAAAUUAAAUUGCAAGCAAAUAAUCAGCAAUUGCAACUUAAACAAAAGGAAAAUGAUUUAACAACAGCAAAUUCUAUCAUUGAAACACUUAAAAAUGAAAUAGAGAAUACAAUGAAUAAAUCAUCUAUUUUGGUCCAAAAUGAAAUGAACAAGAAAGAUGAAAUUAUUCAAAAUCUUCAAGAACAACUUUCUAAUUUGAAACAAGAAACAAAUGAGGAAAUUUCCAAGUUACAAAAUGACAAGAAUAAUCAAACAGAACUCUUGAAUUUGAUCAAAUCCAAGAAUGAUGAAAUUAACAACCUCAAAGAAAUCAACAGGCAAAAGGAUCAACAAAUCAUGGAUUUGAAGAGAUACGAACAAACAGAAUUGUUGAACUUAUCAAACAAUGAUGAUCAAAACAGAUCAUCUUCUAUUGUUUACAACAGUUCAACAUUGAUGAAAUCAUUGAGACAAGUCAAAGAAGAUUCUCAAAUAAGAGAGAAAUUCAUUGACGAUCAGUUGAAAUCUUUAUCAAUGCAAAAAGAUGAAGAAAUCAAGAAUUUACAAAAUAAGAAUUCAGAAAAAGAUGAAAAGAUCAGAGAUUUGGAAAAACAAAUCAAUAAUUUAUCAGAUAAUUCAAACCACAUCAAAGAAGAAUCAAUGAUAAACGAAGUCAAAUUGAAGUCAAACAUUGAUUCAAUGAAUGACAAAAUAUUGCAGAUGCAAAAUGAUUCAAAUCAACUGUUCAAAGAAAAUCAAAAUCUUAGAAAUUCUAUUGACAAACUCAACAAACAGAUUAAAGAUUUUGAACAAGAAAAUGAAUCAUUGAAACAAACAAUUCAAUCAUUUACUAAAUUAAACAAUGAAUUAACAGAAGAAAAUGAGAAAAUAUACAAGAAAUACAAUGAUUUGAUUAACAACAACGCAGUCAAUGAAAACAAUCUUCAAGUGAUGAAAGAUCAAAAUAACAAGAAUCAAAUAAAGAUUUUGGAAUUGACCAGAAACUUAGAAAUGUCGAAAUUCAAUGAUGACCAAAACAAAGACAAAAUUAAUGAAUUGGAAACAGAUUUGGCAGAAAAAGAAAAGCUUAUUAAACUUCUUCAAAAUCAAUUAACUGUUUCGUCAUCUGACAAAGACAUGAAACAAAUUUUGCAGCAGAAAGAUGAAGAAAUCAGAAAGUUGAACGAAAACAAUGGAAAAAUCAAAGUAUUGCAGAAUCAAAUAGAGAAAAUGAAGGAAGAAAAUAAUUCAAAGACAAAUGAAUUGUUGAAUCAAUUGAAAGAAUCAGAAAACAAGAGAAUUUCUUUAGAAGCAGAAAAGAAGAAAUUAGAAAUUGAAAUUUCAAAUCUGAAUAUUGAUGACAAUAAUUUGAAAUUAAUGGAGCAAAAGAUGAAAGAAAUGUCCAAUGUUAUCAACAAAUUACAAUCACAAGAAAGUGAUAAAGAUAGGACUAUAAUGAACCAAACUAAACAAAUUAAGAAACUUGGAUCAAUUAUGACAAAAGCUAAAUCAUUGAAAGCAGAAAAUACAUUAUUACGAAGUCAAAUUUCUGAUUUGGAAUCAUCUAAGACUGAAAUCUCUUCUGCAUCUUUGAAUUCAUCUUCUCCACAAAUGUCUUCUUUAUCACAAAAGAAGAAAAUUUCCAGACUUGAAAAACAAGUCACCGAGUUAUUGCAAGAAAAUGAAGAUCUCAAAAUGGAAAUAAUUCAUAAGAGUACAAGUGAUGAAAAUUUGGAUUCACUUGAAAAUGAGAAACUACAAUUAAGAAUCAAAUCUUUAGAAACUCAGUUAAAUAAGAUGAAAGAAAUUGAAAAUGAAAAUAAGAACUUAAAGACAAAAGUUAGUUUCAUGGAAGAAAAUUCUAAGAAGUUGUCAUCAGAAAUCGAAUCUUUGAUCAAAAAAAAUGGAGAAAUGAAAAUCAAUUUGGUUUCAUUGAAAUCAAUCAAAGAAAACUUUGAAAUACUUGAAAAAUCAUCAAAAGAAAGAGAAGCAGAAUAUUCCAAAUACAGAGCUUCACAAGAAAAGAAAGUUAAUGAUUUGCAAACGAAACUUUCUACUCUUGAAAAUGAUUACAGUGACUUAAAGAAUGAAAACGAAAUGAAUGUUUUGGAAAUCCAAAAAAUUACAAAUAAUUUGAAGUUGAAAGAGAAUCAGUUACAGCGAUCACUGGAUAAUGACAAGACAAUGGAUUCAUUACAAGCAACGUUAAACACAAAGACAAGUGAAAAUCAAAAACUAUCAACUGAAUUAGUUCUUAGGAAUAAUGAAAUCAAAGAUCUUAAAGAUGAAAUUGGAAAAGUAAACAACGACAAAGAAGAAUUAAUGAAAAUAAUUAAUGUAAAUAACACUUUGGUUCAGAAACUUCAAAAAGACUUAUUGGAUAGAAACAAUCAAAUUGAGUUCUUAAACAAAGAAAUCCAAGAAAACAAAGAAGAAUUCGAUCAAAAGAUUAAUGAAAGCAAUACAAAGAUUGAUGAACUAAACAACAUAAUUAAACAAAUGAAAGAAACAAUCAAAUCAUUGAGUAAUGACAAAGAUAACUUGAAAUCAACGAUCGAAGGAAAUGAAGAUGAAAUACAUAGGAUUGCAAACAAAUUACAAAAGAAAUCCAAUAAAAUCAAUUUCAUUUUGGCCGAAAAUGAAAAACUUCAAAAUGAAAUCGAAAAGAAUAACAAAGAAAUUGAGAAUCUUCGUAAAAAACUGAAAUCCAAUGAAGAAAAACUCAAUAACCAGCAGAAAGAAAGUAAAUCAUCCAUUCAAAAUCAUCUCCAAAUCAACAAUGAUCUUAAGAAAGAAAAUGAAGAACUUUCCAAUCAAUUGAAACUCAAAGAAGAUGAAAAACAAAAGCAAAAUGAAGAAUUUGAUCUGAAAAUUAAACAAAAAGAAGAAGAAAUUUCCAAACUCAAAGAUGAAAUUUCCAAUUUACAAAACAAGAAGGAAGAAGCUAAUCAGAACAUUAUAAAUGAAAAAGAAGAGUUAAUUAAAGAAAAUGGAGAUUUGCAUCAUAAAAUUGAUGAAUUGCAAACAAAUAUUGAAGAUUUGAACAAGAAAUUGAUUUCAUCACAAAGAGAAAACGAGAAAAUCAUCAAUAAAUUGAAGAAAGAUCUUGAAGAGUCAAUCAAAUCUCAAAAAGUUCAAGCAAAACUUAUCAAUCAUAGAGACAACAAACUCAAAGAAAAUGAAAAAGAAGUUCAUUCAGUUUUGUUAGAAAACGAAAUCCUGAAAAGCGACAUCAAGAAGAAAUCGAAUGAAAUUGAUAGAUUGAACAAACAAUAUUUGACAUCAACAAGUAUCACACUUGCCAACGACUCCAAUCUCUUUGAUAGACAAGCAAACAAUGAUCUUCAAAAACAAAUUGAAAGUUUGCAAAAUCAAAAUCAAAUGUUAACACAAAACUUAACAAGAAUGAGAGAAGAAAUUGAUCAAAGAAACACAGAAAUUAUAGAAAUAAAGCGAGAAAGAACAGAGACACAAAUCAAUGAUAAUAGCCAGUUGAAAGAGAACUUGUUAAACAAAGAGAAAGAAAUCCUUCGUCUUAAGAACGAAAAUCAAGAAUUAAUCAAAGAAAUUACAGACAAAACAUUGAGAUUAUCAGAAGUAGAAAAGAACUUUUUGAAGCAAACAAUUUCUUCUAAGGAUUAUGAAAUGAGCAUGAAACCAAAACUUCUUGAACUUGAAGCAGAAAACAAAUCUCUCAAAGAAGAACUCAAUGCAAAUGAAGUUGACAAUGAAAAGAUUCUUAAACUUAAAGAUGAUGAAAUCAACAAUUUGCAGAAAGCUAAAGGAGAUUUGAACUUAAAGAUUGUUGCAAUGGAAAAUUCUCAAAAGAUUAAUGAAAAGAAGAAAGUCAAAGAAAUAAUUCUUAAGUUACAAAAGAUGGAAGUUGAAAACAAAGAUCUAACAAACAGAUUAAAUGAUUUAAUGAAAGAAAAUGAAGACUUAAAGAGAAAUAUUUCAGAUCUGAUGAAAGGAAAAUCAUUAACUGAAGAACUAAACAAGAAAUUAGAUGAAAUCAAGAGAUCAAAUAUUGCAAUUUCAACUGAAUUGGAAAUUACAAAGCAAAAACUAAACAAAGAAGAAAGUUCCAAACGAAAAUUAAUGAAGAAGAUUGAAGAACAAAAAUCUUUGAUAAAGAAACUGAAUGAAGAAAAUGAUUCACUAAAGAAAUCAGAGGAAGACAAAAUAGGAAAAAUCAAAGAAAAUGAAAAUAAUUUGAUUUUAGAAACAGAAAAAUCAAAACAAAAAGAAGAAGAUUUACUAAAGAAGAACAAUGAUUUAGAAAAGAAACUCUUAGAAUACCAGAAGAACAUUGCAGAAUUAAAUGAGAAACAUAAACAUGAAAUUGAUUUGUUGCAAAGCAAAAUCAACGAUUUAACUAAAUUUAAAGAAGAUCAAACGAAAGAAAUUACAAACUUGAAUCAAAUUAUCUCACAACUGAAGAAUGAUAUUCUUAAAUUGAAUCAACAAAUUGAUGAUCUGAAUCAAAAAUUCAAUGAAAAACAAAAAGAAUGUGAACAAAUUGAAACUGAUUUAAAGCAAAAAGAAGUUAAAAACAAGAGCCAAACUGAACUUCAAUUUGAAGCAGAAAAGAAGAAAUUAGUUGAACAAAUUUCUUCUUUGAACAAUGAAAUCAUGUCAUUAACUAAUGAUAAAGCAAAACUUGAAGAAGAUCAACAAAAACUCAUCAAAAAAUUAAAGAAAUUAAAUGAAGAAUAUCAAUCUAAGCGUUCAGAUUAUGAAUUUCAAAUUAAGACUAUUACAAACAAUUAUGAAGAUGAGAUUCAAAAGCUCAAAGUUACUAUCAAAAAACUUGAAAACGAACUGGAACUUUUGAAGAUUGAAAAUGAGAAAAUCAAUGGAAUUCUUCAAGCAAGAGAGAAGACGAAUGAAAAGCUACGGAAGUCAAUAAGUGAUUUAAGAGAUAGCUCUAAUGAUGAUUCUAAAUAUAACGAGAUGAAAUUGACAAUUGCAAAACUCAAAAGUGAAUUAAAUUCACUUAGAAAUCAAUCAAAAGAAAAUUCUUCAAUCAGUGAUGACAAACUCGAAAAAUAUAAACAGAUUGCAAAGAGAGCACAGAAGGUUCUUUCUUAUGCAGCAUCUCUAAGAGAGAAAGUAAUUGAAACACAGUCAAUUACUGAAUGUUUAGAGAUAUUGAAUUCAAUAUUCGUUAGUGCUAAAUUGGAAAGAGUUGUCCUUAAAUCUAAAUCAAUUGAAUCUCCAAAGAAAUCACUACAAUCAGCAAUAUCUGAAAUACAGCGCAUAUUCCCAUGCGUUUCAGCUGUUGUUGAGCCAUCAGAGAAUAUUCAUUCACUUGAUGACCAAGUUCAAGUUCUUCAUCAACAAUUUUCUUUAUUACGUGAUGUCUUUGAUAAUCGAGAGAAAACAGUUGAUAACCUUGGUAAUCUUAUUCGAUCUCUAUCUGAGAACAGCUCAUCAUCAUUCAUAGAAAACACUAUAAAUCAAGCAAAUGUACUCAUCUCAGGAGAUCAAAAAUAUCGUUAA